AUGAAUGAUAUAGAAGGUUUUGGCAUGAAGGGAACAAAGAUGCCUCAUAGUCAUUCUACACCAGCUGGUGUGGAUGGAGGUAGUAGAACACCUCCAACAACACCGCGGAAAGCUGGAAAAAUGCUCGCAGUACGUGUACAGAUGUUGGAUGAUAGUAUUACAAUGUUUCAAGUGCAGGCCAAGGCACUAGGUAGAGUGUUGUUUGAUCAAGUUUGUAAACAAUUGCAUCUUUUAGAAGCGGAUUACUUUGGUCUUGAGUAUCAAGAACCGAAUUUAACAAGAUAUUGGUUGGAUUUGGAAAAACCAGUGUGUAGACAAGUUGGUUUGUCUCUAAUUGAUCCUCUAUUGAGGUUCUGUGUUAAAUUUUAUACGCCAGAUCCUGCACAACUCGAGGAGGAGUUUACAAGAUAUUUAUUCUGUCUACAAAUCAAACGGGAUUUAGCUCAAGGUUUACUGCAAUGCAAUGAUAACACAGCAGCAUUGAUGGCUAGUUAUAUCGUACAGGCUGAAUGCGGAGACUAUGUGAUAGAAGACUAUCCAGAUCAUACGUAUUUAUCAACAUAUAAAUUUGUGCCUCAUCAAGAUCAAGAGUUGGAACGACGUAUUAUGGAGAAUCAUAAGAAACAUGCAGGUCAAUCUCCUGCAGAGGCAGAUCUUAAUCUUUUAGAGACAGCUCGACGUUGCGAACUAUAUGGAAUGAAAAUGCAUCCAGCUAAGGAUCAUGAAAAUGUUCCACUGAAUCUAGCAGUGGCACAUAUGGGGAUCGUGGUAUUUCAAAAUUAUAAUAAAAUAAAUACAUUCAGUUGGGCCAAAAUCAGAAAAAUCAGUUUCAAACGGAAACGUUUUUUAAUCAAAUUACAUCCUGAGGGUUAUGGUUAUUACAAGGAUACAGUCGAAUUUUUCUUUGAGGGACGUAAUGAGUGUAAAAACUUUUGGAAAAAAUGCGUAGAAAAUCACGGUUUCUUUCGUUGUUCUGUAGUUAAAAGAGUCGUAAGGCAGAAGACCAGAGUUCUGAGUCGUGGAUCAUCGUUUAGGUAUAGCGGCAAAACGCAGAAACAAAUCGUCGAAUUUGUUCGGGAUAAUUAUGUAAAGAGGCAAACGUUUCAAAGGUCCAAUUCGUUCCGGCAGACUAGCGGUGGUAGGGCAUUGCAGGGCUCGGAGGGGGGAGGCUAUCGUGGGGCCACUCCAAGCAGCUCCCUUAUGGGCAGCUCCAGCAUCUCUGCCCACCCCCUCCUGCCCCUCGGCGAUCCUGCCCUGGCAACCCCAGCUCUGUCUCUGUCAUGCGGCUCGAUGACACUGGAUUCUCCGACGACUGUGACGAGUGUCUCGAUGGGCGGGACGAUUCACCGUCGAGAAGACACAGCUACGUCAUUUCGGACGCUCACCUCUAUCGACGUCCAUUCGCCAGCUACCCCCAGCCAGGUCCCAGCACCGCGGCAGAUGCAUGCUACCAGUCAACAACGGAUUUCAUCAACAGGUCGUAUCAGCCCCUCUAACAGCAGUCCCCCUGAAUUCCCACCACCACGACCUCUGCCCAGACACCCCUGGCAACGGUCGGCUAGUUGUCGCGAGCUAUAUGCUUCUAGUUUCGAGGAUUCCGGUAAAGCGCGACCGCGGGACGACAAGGUCACCGCGGAGCCUCUGUUAGAGCCAUUCCAAUUGCCCUCCCAGGGUGAACUAGAUAACCCCGUGACACGUUACGACGAGAGUAAUCGUUCGUAUAGCGCUGCUAGUUCGAAAUUACCCUCCUUAGAUCACGAUUCUGUCCCCGAGCGAGUCUACAGCAGUUCCUACCCGGGAACGUCGUCGUUGUCUACCGAAUCGGGUCAUGAGGAAUCGGGUCCCGCCGGAGAUCUGUCUCACGACGAUCUCUCGCACGAUUCUUACGAGCUUUUAGAACGCGAGCAUGAAUUCGAAUAUCCGGAGUCGUAUUCUAGCCCGCACGACGAGCACGAACCAAUAUCCGAUCAGAGUGACGAAGGGAUCGAGCACGAGAUGUUCCAAAUGGACUCCGAGACCGAUUCCUUCGUCAAGCACAGAUCGUCGAAGCCCACCGAGAAACAGCAAUACAAGUCCGCGCUCACUGAUCUUAAGAACGCUAGAACCAAGUCCAUCGAUCGGUACUCAGCUGUAUCCAAGCCGGACGGUGAUUACAUUAUCACCGAGUCCAGGAUACAACGGUCGAGCACGCAGAUAGAACGCAAGUUCGAGACGCGACACGCCAAUUCCGUGGAACAGCCGUCUAAGACGGCCAUUCCGCAUCAGGAUUCCGCCAGGAAGGAUCCCGUUAUCCUGCAGGUGCAGAAGCAAAAGGUUUCUGUCCUGAAUGAGCUAAAGAACCUCAAGCCCAAGUACAAGAUCACCCAUGUAGACUCGGAGGUCCUGCGGGACGAGGGUAUCAUGCGUCCCAAGUCGCGAAUAGAUGAUGACCUGAGCCCGGUGGACGGUAGUAGCGGUAGUAGAACGACCUUCGAUCAAAACGCGAGAGGUAGGACGACCAGAGCACGUAGUAUCGCUAGCUUGGAGGAUCACGCGCCGCGGUUGUACGUUGAGACAGGUAGCUUAGGUCGGGGGCACAAGUCUAGGGACAGAAAGUCGCGGGAUGUGGUAGACGUCAAGGUCGAGAAAGUCUUUUCAAAGAUGCAGGAGAAAGAGCGAAAGCGAGUUGAGAGGGAUUACUCGAGGGAUUGCCGGCGAAUAGACAAGAACGAUUCUCGAGAGCGUCGUUCGAUGGAUCGGCUGGAUUCGCGCGAGUCGCGCAAGUCGGACGGCCACGGUCGUCGUAGCAUAGACCGGAUCGACAUGCGUGAGUUGCGUAGGAGCAUCGAGCGACUCGACGUGCGCGAGAGGAGCUACGAGCAUCUAGAUUCGAAGGAGAAGAGUGCCUUUUAUUACAAUGAUUUGUACGAAAUGCGUGGCAAGAGCGUCGAUCGUCUAGAUUCUCAAGGCUUACGCAGCAGCACGGAGCACCUAAGAAGUCCUAAGGAGAAAAACAAUUAUCGGCAUUCGGAUUCGCGGGAGCGUAGGGAACGGAGCAUCGAGCGAAUCGAUUCUCGAGAGUCGAGAAAGAGCAGGGCGGCCUCCAUCGACUACGACCAGAGACACACUUUGGAGCGCUUCGAUUCGGGCAACAGAAGCCCGUUUGAGCGGCUCACCCCGAAGGAACAACGGAGAAUGAGCAUAGAGAGGCUGGACUCGCAAAAGUCGACCUUUGACUUUGAUCCGCGUGCGAUCGAGCGCUUGAAAUCGCUGGAGCGCUACGAGCAGAGAGACCGAAGUUACGAGAGAAAGGUCGAGUCGAGGAGCGCCGAGCGGAAGAGCCUGGAGAAGCUGGACUCGCGCGAGCGGAAGUACCUGGGCCGCUUAGAAUCGCGGGAGGGCAGGAGUCUCGAAUGCCUGGAUUUCGACAGUGUGGAGCGCAGGAAGAACAUCGAGAGAACAGAACACAAGGAUCAGAAGAGAGUCAGGAGUAAGCCCGAGAGAGGCAAGUCGGAGGAGAAGCCGCGAGAACGCGACGACUGGAAGAGUCUGGAGAAGGCGCGGAAAGACGACGAGAGGCGCGAGCGCGAACGCCAGGCGAAGCUGUCGAUCGAGUCUCGCACGGAGACGGUCAUCGGGGUGCCGCACGAGGUGGAAGUUUUCAAGCCCAAGACCGUGUUUGCCGAGUACGAGCCGAAGGUCGUCGGCGGCGUCGUCCUCGGCUUCGACGAGACUGCCUUGCCUGGGCACGUACCGGUAGAACGCACCAAGAGCGAUCCGAAUCCCGCGCGGCAGAGAUUAGGCUCCAACAGCAAACGACAUAUGCUCAUGCACCAGAAGUCUAUUGACCUGACCCCGGCUGAUUCCGGCGACGAGGAGCCGUUCUCGGACAGCGCGGCCAUUCAGAAGGCGAACGUCGACAUCCCGUACACGCUGCACAAGAGACACGUGAUGAACGGCACCGCGUCCGACGAAAAGUCCGAGUCGGACAGCAGCAAGACCUCGAAGAAUGUGAAGAGCAUCGUCAAGGACCUGCCGAAGCUGCCGCUGAAAUUGGUGACUGAUAUCGCGUACUUUGAUUUAACCAAGCUCUCUUCGAUAGAUAAAGCUACUAGCAAUAAAGUGUCUCCGGAUAAGCCGAAGAGCAUCGCGGCUACCACCACGAGGCCGAAAUCUAUCUUGAGUCCCUCGGACAAGCCGAAGAGUAUUUUAAGUCCAACGUCGAAGCUCUCGCCCACUGAUCCGAAGAGUAUCGUUUGUAGUUUAUCACCCACCAAUCGAAGCCCCUCCAAGGCGAGCGCAAAGACUCAGCUUGCCGAUAAACUGUCGCAGAAAGGCGGCUCGUUAGACCGAAACCGAACAGAGGUUAUCAUCGAGGAUUACAUGUGCAAGAAAUCCUCGAGUCUGGACAAGAAACCGUCGAAACUGUCGCCGGUGGAGGCGAAUGUCACCAUUAUCUCGGCGCUGGAGAAACGCUCGCCUAAAAAAUCACCGACUGAUCCUAACGUGACCAUCGUCUCCGUCAUACAGAAGAAAAAAUCUACGGACGGCGCGCCGAGAAGUCCCACUAGUGUCGCGAAGACGGCGAUGGACACGAAGCUGAAGGCCGCUUUGAAUUUCGCCGACAUCGUAGGUAUGGAGAUUAAGCAAAAUCUCGAGCGUCGCGCGAAAGUCGAGAAAGACAGUCUAAAGACGCCGGAUGACAAUUUAGAAAAACAGGACAGUAUCGAGAAGAUACCGUUGCCCGAAAUACCCGCUGUUGAAAUGCCGGGGGAUCUGGAGAAGAUUGCACUCACCGGGGCUGCUGACCAAGUGAAAAACGUCGAACAGAUUGUCAGAGAACCAAUCUACUCACCGAAACAAACCGUCGACGACUUGUCCACGUCCGACGAUGACCGGAAGCAGGACAAUGUACAGUCUGUGGUAGCUGAGGUUCAUAUCUCGGCCCCGAUUAAGACGGAAAUCACGGCGGAGAAGCCGCCGAUCCCGGAGAAGCCGAAGACGUUGGAGAAGCCGAGCAUUCCUGAGAAGACGAAGCGUAUCUUGGAGAGGAUAGAAUCGAGAUUUUCGGAAGUCAGUAGAAAUUCCGCCACGAAGAUCUCGAGGCCCAAGAUCAUCGACACGGGAUUCGACGAUUUCGUGGAUCCAGUCGCCGACCUGCCUUUGGACGAAGUGCCUGUGAAACCUGCUUUAGAAUUGGAUAGCCUUAAAGUUCCUGAAUUCGUUCCCUUCAUGCUGAGACCGCACGCGGAACCGUUGAGAUCGAAGUCCCUGUCGCUGGCGGAAGAGAAGGCACCGAUCGACACUCUGCUCUCACCGGAGAUGGAGAACAAACAUUUCGUGCAAGACGUUUCCCCCAAGAGAGUGAAGAAGGUAAAAUCCGAACCGAAGAAAGACUUCAAGAAACAAUCGAAAUCGCUGGAGGGCGACAAGCCACCGCUGAAGAAGGCCAUAUCGAAGGAAUCGCGUGCCACGGCGGCAAGGAUCGACAAGUCGAAAUUGAAGCUCGGUGAAAUGCCACAAGAAAUUAUAAUAAUUGACUCAACUGACGUGGCGCCAGAGAUCAGCAUCGUUCAGAAAGGUAGGUCGAAAUCCGUAACCAGACUGUCCGACAAGCCGUUUUCAACGUCAAAGGAGGAGAGGGAUGACGCGAAGAACACUCGCGCGAAAUCCGCUUCGGUCGAUGACGAUUUGAUCAAAGGCGCGGUGAAGUCCGAGAAAUCCAGACCAAAGUCACUGGGGAUAUCAAAGAGCCUGGGAAGCACGGAGAAAAAGGACUCGGUCGAAAAAAUAUCUCCAAAGAGAACCAUCGCCUCUAAAGCUGCCGUUAAGGUGGAUUCAAAGGUCGAAGCUAAACCGGCUGCAGCGAAGGACACGGUAUCGAAGCAGGACUUAAAAGCGCCACGUGGCGCCAAAGCGACAAUGAAGCCGUCGGAACCGAGCACCGAGAACAUCGCUGCCGAGUCGAAGCAACUUAAACAGGAGAAAGAUUCUAAACCGUGCGUCAAGCCUGACGUGGUGAUCGAUCAGCCGGUGGACGUUAAACAGGUCGUAGCAAUUGACGGAUCCAAGGAAUUGCUCAAAGAGCCGGUCAAGGAGUCAGCUAAGGAAUCUACCAAGGAGCCGAGCAAAGAACCGUCGAAGGACAGCGUGAAGAAAACAGCGCUCGCUCAAGAUCUAAGCCAGUCUCCGUUGGUGUUACGUAAGCCGGGCCAGACACCGAUAUUGUUCGCUCGUGCGCGUCUUGGCCUCUCCGAGGGUAGCGCCAUCGGCGCGCUUCAGCGUCAAGGUGCCACGCAGUCGCCCACCUCUCAACGACGUGCUAAAUCUCUGGACGCCGCGGUGAUCUCCGUGCACCGACUGCCGCCAGCAAACGCGUUCUCCAGUAAAGACGACACAGUGGACGUGUCGGAGAACAUGGAGGAUGCUGCCGAGAAUGAGAUCGCGCAAGGUGCGAGUGCGGUGUCGAAAGUGCAAUCGAUGCAGAUGGAGGCCUCCCCGAAUCACAAGUCCGACAGCACCGAUCAUACCACCAUCCCGGAGAUAUGCACCGACUCUUUGUCCGUCACUGAGACUUCGGCACAGUACUUGGAGUCGCCGUUGACCGAGUGCAACGAGAUCGUGCCCAACAUCGAUAUGAUACCUUACGAGCAGGAGAAAAUGCCGUUCAUGGGUUACAUGAACGGAAACGAAGCACAGUCGCUGAAGAUCACGGAGAGCGUCAAGGUCGACGAGGCGACGAAGUUCAUCGACCAAAGUUCCGUCGAAUCGAGUGCGGAGCAGGAAGUCUGCCAGGAGAGUUCUGCACUGAAGACUGAUAUGCCGAGAGAAGUUUGGCCGGAUAAAGACAAGCCGGCGGUCUCGAUGAUAUCCAUGAAAAAUGUCAGCGCGGAAGUGCUUACCUGCAAGCAGAAACAAAGCGAACUGCCGACUGCUGUCGAAAGUCAAGUCGGGGAAGAGAACGAUACGAAGGUCGACGAGACGACGAAGGCUACAAUUCGCUCGGAAGUACAACUUACUCUUAUCAAGUCCGAGGACUCAAGAGGCUCGCCCGAGAGGGACGACGUUCCAGAUGUGACUAUAAGUGCAGUCAGAGAAAACGAAGAGCGCUUCCCGAGACUGUACGAUCAGGACGAUCCUCCAGACAUGGUGAGAUCGCCGAUACAAAUAUCUAUCGAAGAAUGCUCCGAUGACGAAGCAAAGCCGGAGGAGGAGGAGGAGGAGGAGGAGGAGGAGGAAGAAGAGGAGGAGGAGGAGCAAGAGAUAGCACGAGAGCAAGAGAUCGACGAGCGGGAAGAGGAGGAGAAUAAACGACUCGAUUCUCUCGACACGAGCGAGGACACGCUCGACGCGCUCGAUACGCAGGUGCAGAUGCGAGGUGUGGACAGCGAGCUGAGCUCACCCGACUACGGUGUCGAUAAGAUGGACGAGAAAACGUUGGUCGAGGUGGAGUUAACGCCUGAGUAUCUAGAAAUGAGAAGGGAAGACGAAGAGACUGCGGAAGAUCUGCCCGAGGAUGAGCCGGCCAAGGAGGUCGCGGAGAUUGCAGACGCCAAUCGCUUAUCCAUCGACAGAAAGCUCAGACUGAGCACCGAACGCUCGAGAAGUGAAGAGACCAAUACUUGGACGCCGGACAGAGAAGACCCGGACUCCAGUUCGUGUUCUAUUGCACGGCCAUUGGGAAUCGGGCAAAUACAACCGAUAAUAGAUCGCCGGGAGAUCGCCAUGAUCGAAGGCGCCCGUAACAGUGGUUCUCUGGAGGAUGACAUUAACAAUGGCUCGCAGCCUCCCCUGAAGCAGGAGAUGAGUUCCACGUGGAAAUCGUUCCCGCUCGAGAGUUCUGGUAGCUCUAGCCUGGAAGAAGGUUGGGCGCCUCAGGACGAGAAUAACGCGCAGCAGUCACAGAGCGAGGACAGCAACGGGCAAAACGAGGACAGUUUCCAAGAGGACUUGGCGGAUUUCCCUGGUACCUUCAUCUAUCCCAUUGGACCUGAGAUAUUAGCCAACUACGGCGCUUUCUCACUCUCGCGCACGUUGUCCAGGAUAUCCGAGCGAUCGACUACAUCGGAACAAGACAAGAGCGACCUGGAAGAUUCUUUCAAGCCCAGCUCAAGGUCGCCGAGCCUUGACGACGAGUCUCUGAUAUCGAGCGAUCAUCAGCCGUCCUUGUCGUCGGAUCCGCCGUCCGGCACGGCGUUACCAUCUGUUUCCGACGACCGCAGAACGUCCUCUGAAUUACCGGAUAUCCCUAUAGACGUGGUCGGCGCGCAAGAUGACGACUCUAAGUCGCCGCGAGCGAACAGGCGGUCGCGGCUGCAGCUGCAGAGCUCCGAGGACUGGCCGUCGCCGCCGAGCUCUCCCGUAUUCGACACGCCAGUGGUGAGCCACGUGGAGACGUUUUACAUGGAAAUCAAGCCGGAAGAGGCGGUCAAGGUCACUGUGACGGACAGCACUGAAACACCCGUUCACGCGGAGCAAGACAGCGACUCCAGCGACGAGAACAGAACUCUGCACGAUGACCUUCACUCGACCCUCCUGGAGGACGGACAAAGUUCGACCUCCGCGACGGUCGACGGUACGGUUAAGAUAGCGGUGAAACCGAAAUCGAAUUCGUACAUAACCGGCUCAUCGCACAGCGAGGACACGUCGAUGGGCCUGUCGAUGUCCGAGUGGUCCAGCUCGAACAACACCGUGCGCCAAUUCUGCCAAUACUCCGGUACCAAGUCCGACGACAAUUCAUUGGCGGAACUCGGCGCCUCGAUCUCCGACUGGUCGGGCAGCACGACGGUGAUACCGCAGCAAUACUACUCGACGAUGGCCGCGGACAAGAGUCAAAGCGACACCACGACGUCCGACAAGAGCGCGACGAGCAUGAGGCCAAACUCCAAGUGUCAGACCGCCGAUAGUUCCUCCCUUCCGUCACCACCGUCCCCGUCGUCGUUCCCACUGCCGCUCUCACCGCCGCUGCCUUCUCCUCCAGCAACGGCCACGUCCUCGUUACGUCACUUUGAGAACGAAGCUGCCGCUGCCGCGGCCGAGGCCACGCAGCACGAGGUUUCGCCGGACUCGGAGCCGUUCGAGGACGACGAUCUCGCACGGCAAGUUCGCGCGCACAGCGACGAAUUCGACGAGGCACGGCGGUUCAUCGAGAGCCAGUUCGACGAGCACCGUCGAAUGCGCCGCUACGACGACGAGCAGCAGGCCGCCUACCCGGAGUAUACCGACAUCUCGCCACCUCGCAUCACCCUGCGGAAUGAAUACGACGAGGCCAUCGACGAUGACGACGACGACGACGACUUCCAAAUGGUCCCAGACGAGGAGACCAUUUGCGUGGACGACACGGCGCUACCGAUACCCGAGGAGGACGAGGAGGAUCAGUUGUACGACAAUGUGCCCGCCAUGAAGUACUCCAGUAGCGACAAAGUACGGAUGGAGGUGGGUCGCGGCGACAGCUCGGAGGAUAUGCACGAGAAGUACGCGGAUCUCACGCUGCAGUCGAGAAUGGCAGAAGACGACUGGUCCUCCGAGGAGCGGAAGAACAUGCCGGAGACGACAAAGCCGGCGAGGAGGGUCGUAAGCAAGUUUGACCGUGGCUUCUCAGAACCGAGCCCGCACGAGUCGGGCAAGUAUCAAGGCACAAGAUCGACUGAGCGACCGGUCGUCGUGCCCAUCCGAGCGAAAUCGACCCCGUAUUACUCCACGACGAGCUUAAGCGGCGAGUCGACCACGUCCAGUCCGCCUAUGCAGAUCAGAACGCAGAUUAGAACGAAGACGAUGCCGUACUCGUCGAGUCGCAGCCCACAAAGCGAGGGUGACACCUCCUCGAGCAUGGACAGCCCGGCGCACACACCUGACCGAGGUCAGCGGGCCUUCCGCCGGAAACGGCAGCAGAACAUUAAGAGACGCCACCGGGUAGCCGUCGACCUCGAGAUCAAAGACGGUCAUAUAAUCUCCAGCACGGAUUCUAGCUUCGACGUGGCGACCAUACCGCCGCCUCUCUUAACGGAGGGUCAGAGUCUCGAUGUGGAUGACGAUGAGGACGACGACGAGAUGUCCGAGACGAAGAACGAGAGGGAACGACGUCGCCAGCAGCGUUGACACAAUGUCGACGAGCGACGUUAAAUAUAAACGCUCGUGAAAGAGAGAGUGAGAGCUCGAGAACUAAUAGAGGGAGAACUCGUAGGGAGGCUUUCCAGUCGCGUGGAAUUGAGCGCACAUUUAGAAUUGAUAGACUCACGACGCCGUUCUUCGUCGAACAAACAAGCGAGUAAACGCGCGCGAUCAGCCACGUGCCGACGCACUCUCGACUUAUAUUAUCCGCUGCACGGAACGAAGAUCACCAAAGGGGUUCGCGAACGGACCGACGACUCGGCCUGGCCUUUGUAAGUAGGCAAGAAUGAUCUCGUUCCUUAGACGACGAGGGCGAUCUCUCUCAGUAGUCGUACGGUAAUUGGGAUCGAGAGUUUAUACGGGUACGUUGGAUGGAAGAUAUCAAUGACGGCUGAGAAAGAGAGAGAAAGAAGAGAGGGGGGAGAGAAAGAGAAUGAACAUAAGACAACGGACGACUCGUCUCUGUUCCGGGUUGGCUUCAGUCCACAAGCGAAUGAUCAAAAUCUGUGCGAGGAAUCUAGCAUAAUAUCGUUAGGGAUACGAAUACGUUUGUUACACGUUUUAGAGAUUUGGUUUACUUUGAUAUUAUUGUCACAAUAGAGAUGACUCCCUUUGACUACCCCGUAGACGAGUAAUACUCAUAUAUAACUCGGAGACGAAUAUCUUACUAUCGCGAACGACGCGCGCGAUGACUCGUUGACGAGGACGACGGCCGUUUACGCGCGGCACGCGUUAUAUCCUAGUAAUAAAAUAACAUAUGACACUAUAAGAUAGAAAUUGAAGGAGAGCGACGUAGGACUUCGGAAGAUAAUCGUAAUUUUAAGAAGAGAGCGUGUGUAAUAAAAGAAGCGCGUAAUCGCGAAUCAUUUUUAACCCCCUUUAAUCAGUCGAGUCGUUGCAUUUGUUUUCCUCGCGUGAGAUAUCGUGCGAAUAUCCGACCGAACGAUCGAACGCGACGCGUUUCUUCUCCCUUGCGUUUUAAUUCCUUCUUUCUUCGUUUGAAACGCAACGUAACUUCGUCAUAAGAUCACACCCAAUACUCCCGCGGCACGUAUUCGUUGUAUUGCGCCAGAUACAACCCGUUAAAUAAUUAAAUGAGAUAAAUAUCUCGACGUUGCAAAAGUGACGCUAAAUUCGGUCGCGCGACUUGAAUUCACCAGGACAAUCAAUUGCGAAAGGUGUUUGCCGCGGGGAGGAUCUCGGAGUCGGCGGUGGAGAAGCGAGAAACGCGGAAUAAAUACGAUCGUGUCGCGGCACGAUUGUUUCGCAAUUCCGAACAAUGAGUCUCUGAAACAACUACGAUCUCUAUGAUUUCGCCGUGAUUCGGUUCGCGUGUGCGUUGCAGAGGGCAGGAGAACGGAGGGAAAAGUUGCUCAACGUAGAUACGUAAAAUGUGGUUCGCGCUUUUUCGUUGACGUUCGCGCGGUCGUACCUCGCGUUAAGGAUCAACCGCAUCCCGUAGAGAAGCCGGUUAUAACGAAAGAAAAUUAAUUAAUUAAUUAACUAAUAAGUAAACGCAACCGGUGAGAGUGUGCGUCGGACUCCACGUGAAAUUCAUUCUCGACAAAUGAUGAAGAAAUAGAGAGAAAGAGAGAGAGAGAGAGAGAGAGGGACAGUGCUCGUUCAUGAAUAUCGGCUAUGGACCAAUAAAUGGAACCGAUGGCCACUAAGAUCUCCGUUAAUGUGUGAACUUAAGCCUUGUCCGUAUUAAUCCGUGAAUUUAUUCACUUAGCAACACAAAGUAAUCCAAGAUACACGCAGCUCAGACUCCUGGGAGAUCCGGCCGCUAAUCUAAGUUAAGUCAUGACUGUCGUUAGCGCGCGAAACUUUAUUAUCCAUUAUUGAGCUGCUCGAGAGGAAGAGCACGCUGGGAUCGAAGAAAAGAGGGAGGUAGAGAGAGAGAGAGAGAGAGAGAGAGAGAGAGAGAGAGAGAGAGAGAGAAAAAGAAAGAAAGAGAAGAGCGUCUCUCGGCUUUUCUUUUCGCGGAUUCAGCGAAUUCGCGCCGUUCGAGGCUAAUACGACGUAACGUGUGCAUACGUUUUUGCCGCGCUCACGAUUAUUAGUUUCCUCGGGCUGGGCGUUUAUUAUAGAAAGAGAGAAAGAGAGAGAGAGAGAGAGAGAGAGAGAGAGAAAGAGGAAGAUCGAAGAAAACUAGGGCGCUCCGUUGUUGCGCUUUGAAUCACGACGGCACAACGCCUGAGGAAUAUAUCUUGGCGAUAGGACACGCGUACGACAGGUGCGCCGUGCGUGUAGGAGAGAAACGUGUAACUAGGAAAAAUUACGAGUUCGAUUCGAGCGAGGCGUGUUAGAAAGUCCCAUUGGUUUUUCAGCAUGUAACUGUGCCUAGUUUUUAUACCACGUUCGUCGCAUGCGCUACUUUUAGUGACCAGUGGAGGCGCGAAUCUCGACGUGAAUUGUGAUGUGUGCGUGCACGCGUCGCGCAUAUACAUACAUAUACAUAUACGUGUCGCGCGCGCACGUGCGUGCGUGCGUGUGUCUCGGCGUUUUUUAGUAGAUAAGUGAAAAUAUACGCAUAGGCAGAGAUGAUUGAGACAAGUGUGUGAGAGGAAGGAGGAGAAAGAGAGAGAAAGAGAUAUACACACACACACACACACACACACACAUACUUGACAUCGACUGUUACGAGCGCGUCAUGCUCGACGUGACGUCAUUUGCAGUUAUUAGAGAUUUUCACGAUCAUGCGUCUUAUGGGUCUCUCACCCAGAGACGACGUGGCUGCGUUUCUCGUCGAUCGAACGACUCUCGAACUCGUGGUCGCGACGGUCCGCGAAUUAUUUCGAGAACCAUCCGCAGUUCGAGUGAACUUGGUCGAUAUCAUGAGCGAGGAAUGAAGUUUAGUUUUUUAUUAAACGUUUCCUCUUUACGUUGGAAUUCUUCUCUCGAGCUUUUUUUUCGCCGCAGCGAGAUUGAGAUUCUGCUUCCAGUCACAAUCACGCUUCGUUAUUAUUGCCCAUCUCGGCGUACCAGCUUAUUCGGUACAUACGUUGUGAUCUGUCGUGAAAGUUGCUUCCUCCUUAAGGUGUAUUCGUAGUGAAAAUAAUUCAUUGCAGCAAUAAUUCGUCAAUAACAUUCGGGAGUAACGGUGACUCUGCGAACGAAGUGAAAUCGCGUAAUCGGCGUAUCGAGGGAGUUUUGCAAUAUAUCGCCGUUAUCGCAACGUGCACAAUUAAUGCGAUUACACGAUUACACCGUGCGUUAUGAUGAAUGAGAGUUGGCAUAGCGAGCAAGUGCUGCGUCCAAGUGUGCGAGAGCGGCAAAGGAACGACCACGCUGAGUGCCGAUAAACGAUGGCAUGUGCCGUUACUUCGUUCCGCGAUUUGACGAUUAACGGAUCGGUCCUCAGUCUUAACGUAGGUGAUCGCUUCUUUUCGCGAAGAGGAAGGGCUUUCGUUCGCUCGAAAGUCGGGACUCCAUUGCAAUAUGCGUUUCGCAUAAGCGAAACGCUUGUAUCUCGUCCGACGAGGGCACGAUAUAAACCGGCGAAUUUUCAGGACCGGCCAGUGAUAUAACGUGCGAGCAUGAGAAAACCGCGUUGGAACAUUUUCCGAAUUCCUAUUAAAAUUUACUUCGCGCGGCUUAGGGUAGCUUCGGGUCAGAUCAGUUUGUAUUAGUUACGUCGCGAGAUAUAUAGUUAGUUAGGACCGCGAGACUCCGGCGGUGAUCGGAUUCUCCGGUAUAUCCUGUAUACGUGUUAUAGUCCGAGUGAGAUAUGAUAAUCGUCUCAGGAUCGCCCGAAGAGAGAUCGACGGAAUGGCUAUUACCGAAUUCUUGGCCGGGCCAUGGUCUUAACGAUUGCCGAAUAACCGUUAUCCCUGAUUUAUAGUACGGAGUAUAUACACGAGAACGUGAGUAAAAAAGUGAUAAGCGGCCGAUAACUGUUAUCCCGGUCGUGCUCGAAGUUUCGGACUCGAGUUUCUCGAGAUUUUAAAGAGAGCUAGAGAUGGUUCUUCUUUUUUGGCCUUUUUCCUCUUGCCUACGAAUGCAUCUCCAUCUUUGAGAGAGUUUUCCGCGAUGCGCGCUCGACUUGUUAUCCGUGUAGAUCCGCGGAUUUUCGCGUUUUACAUCGCGGCCAGCCGAACUCGCGCGGCUUCACACGAAUUAUUGAUCAGGAUGCAGGAUUGCACGGUAAACGGCGAAUGGAUCGUAAACGGUUCGUCUCUCUCUCUCGGCACAGAGAGGUCACACUUGUCAUAGUCUAGUUACAUUAAUGUCUAGAGGCACGGCCUUGGCGAUUAGUCAAAUAAAAGCCCUUUGAUGCGUUAGUAUCAUUGUGUCUCCAUUGGUGUAUGAAUAUCCGUGCGCCAGCGAACUCGAUCGAGGACACUCGAGCAAAGUGAUACAAUGCGAGCAAUAAUCGUCACACUUAUGUGCGCGCGUGAAUCGGCGAAAAAAAAAAGAAAAAAAAGAAA
Molecule: messenger RNA, 14519 nt
Organism: Harpegnathos saltator (Jerdon's jumping ant)
Lineage: Eukaryota; Metazoa; Arthropoda; Insecta; Hymenoptera; Formicidae
Product: FERM, ARHGEF and pleckstrin domain-containing protein 1
Exons: 10
Coding region: 1-10077 (3358 amino acids)
Cellular component (GO): cytoskeleton
Molecular function (GO): cytoskeletal protein binding; guanyl-nucleotide exchange factor activity
Source: RefSeq, a predicted model, not a curated record